Messenger RNA from Apis florea (little honeybee), 1907 nucleotides. RefSeq names its product octopamine receptor beta-2R. Gene Ontology annotation, biological process: adenylate cyclase-activating adrenergic receptor signaling pathway; positive regulation of MAPK cascade. Gene Ontology annotation, cellular component: plasma membrane. Gene Ontology annotation, molecular function: octopamine receptor activity. The record is from RefSeq and is a predicted model, not a curated record. NCBI's taxonomy places the organism in Eukaryota, Metazoa, Arthropoda, Insecta, Hymenoptera, Apidae.
GGGAAGAAGAGGAACAAGAAGGGAAACGCGGGGUGGGCGAGCAUGACGACGAUCGCGACGAGCAGCGAGUCGAGCGAGGUGGUGUCCUCGGUGGACGUGACCACGACCCUGUUGAACGCCAUCUCGAGCGAGGAGGAGGGCCGAUUCGGGAACGCGAGCUACUCGUCGCCGUCGGGCGAGCAAAAGUUGUCGGUGCCUGUGACGAUCGUGAAAGGUUGCGUGUUGGGCUCCAUCAUAGUGACCGCGGUGUUCGGCAACCUGUUGGUGAUGGUGUCGGUGAUGCGGCACAGGAAGCUGCGGAUCAUCACCAAUUACUUCGUGGUCUCUUUGGCGUUGGCCGACAUGUUGGUCGCCAUGUUCGCCAUGACGUUCAACGCGAGCGUGCAAUUGACCGGCAAAUGGUUGUUCGGUUAUUUCAUGUGCGACGUGUGGAAUUCCCUGGACGUGUACUUCAGCACGAGCUCCAUCCUUCAUCUCAUGUGCAUCUCGGUGGAUCGUUACUGGGCGAUCGUGAAACCGCUCAAAUAUCCCAUCAUCAUGACCAGGAGGCUGGCCGCCUAUAUGCUGCUCGCCUGUUGGAUAUUGCCCGCCUUCAUCUCGUUCAUGCCCAUCUUCAUGGGAUGGUACACCACCCCGGAGAACAGUAUGCACAGGCAGAAGCAUCCCGACUUGUGCGAGUUUAAGGUGAACAAGAUUUACGUGAUAUUCUCCUCGAGCAUCUCGUUCUGGAUACCGUGCACCAUCAUGACGCUCACGUAUUUCGCCGUGUUUAAAGAGGCGAACAGGCAGGAGAAGCAAAUGCACAGCAGGAUGGGGAACGUGAUGCUGUUGAGCCACAGGCCGAGCAAGGAUUUGAAUAAUUUGAACGGGGAGCUAAACAGCGCGGGCUCCUCCAAGACGUUGACGUUGAACGAGAUCAGUACCAAUCAUCUGCACACGCCCACCAAGGAUAAGAAUAUCAUGAAGAUGAAGAGAGAGCACAAGGCUGCUAGGACGUUAGGCAUCAUCAUGGGUACCUUCAUACUAUGCUGGUUGCCGUUCUUCUUGUGGUACGUUAUCACAACAUUAUGCGGAGAAUCCUGUCCGUGUCCCGACAUCGUGAUCGCCCUGCUUUUCUGGAUCGGGUACACGAAUUCGGCGCUGAAUCCGUUGAUCUACGCGUACUUCAACCGCGACUUCCGAGAAGCUUUCAAGAAUACUCUGCAGUGCGCGUUCUGCUCGCUCUGCAGACGAGAGCCGUCCGAUCUCGAGGCGCUCGAUUUCCGUCGGCCGUCCCUAAGUUUUCAAACGGGACAAUCCAUGUUAGAAGAAAACAAAGCGAGCAACAGAGAGCCUCUCAACCCAAUUGCAAACUUCAGAUAAAAAUGAGAAAAGUAGCGGUACGACGAUCGCACUAAGAGCAUAUAUUCGGAGACGUACAUCAAACACAUCGACCGACGAAGAUCGAGCGAGUACGGUAGCAGCCUCUGAAAGAAGAGCAACCACCAACUUCGCUCGCGAUGUUCCAACAAAAAGAGAGAAAGACACGCAGAAACACCUACACACCCACCUGAUAAUUAUACAUCCGUAUCGUCGCCUAUCUACACAACACGUACCUACACACAUACGUACCAAACGACCCGUUAAUCGUCGAUUAAUAUACGUAACGUGUUAGCGCCAUUUUGCCAAAAACUCGCGGAACACGAAUCUUGCCAAGUGAAUGCUCGCGUUUUUUAUCCAUCUGCGUCGCGUGUUUACGGUUUCCGUGCAAAAUUCCGAUCGGGUGCACGAUUCUCGCUCCGUCAAAGCGAUUUGAAGAAGAAUUAGCAAUGGAAAAAGAAAAAAAAAAAGGAUCUUCGGUGUUAAGCCUGAUUCAGGAAAUAUAUAUUUUUUAGCGAAAAUGUCGUCCGAGACUAAUUAAAGACCAC